UUCUAGUAACGCUUCAACAUUACAAAAUAACAUUCAAAUUUCAGCUACAGACAAUAAUUUUUAUCAAAAUUCAGUUAAGUUUAAUCUAAAUUCAGAAGAAUCCCUGCAAACCUAUCAAGUUUAUGAGAAUAAUUUUGAAAAUUAUAAUGAUUUUGAUAAUAAUUUAGAAGUAGAUAAAUUUGGAAGUGGGUUCAAAUUGGAGAAUAGUUCAGGGCGUGAAGAUGAAUUG
Messenger RNA from Racocetra persica, 229 nucleotides. The record is from the annotation of a GenBank genome assembly. NCBI's taxonomy places the organism in Eukaryota, Fungi, Glomeromycota, Glomeromycetes, Diversisporales, Gigasporaceae.